Molecule: messenger RNA, 5176 nt
Organism: Scophthalmus maximus (turbot)
Lineage: Eukaryota; Metazoa; Chordata; Actinopteri; Pleuronectiformes; Scophthalmidae
Gene: wnt2
Product: wingless-type MMTV integration site family member 2
Exons: 6
Coding region: 1801-2880 (359 amino acids)
Biological process (GO): multicellular organism development; neuron differentiation; canonical Wnt signaling pathway
Cellular component (GO): extracellular region
Molecular function (GO): frizzled binding; cytokine activity
Source: RefSeq, a predicted model, not a curated record
GGGGAAAGUUGAACAUAAAGACUGCACCAGGUUAAAACAACCAUCCUGGCUCUCGCCAAAGAUAAUAAGAAAACACAACCAUCGACUCCCACAUAUCCCAUUGUUUAAUUUGUACAUUAACAGUACCCAAAAUCCGCCUGAUCACUUAGAAACAGAAAAAAAUGACUUUGUUAAAGAUCAUAUUGCCAAAGUUGACCAUUAUAACCAAACGCUUAGAUUAUUUGUGAACGAUAAGUGCAUUUAGCUCAGAUGACUUACUGUACUUCAAACUUUGCAUGUUUCUCAAAGUGAAUUCCAGCUAAAGGAAAGUCUCUGUCUUAAGGUCACGACCUUUAGUGAUGUAAGGAAGGCUUACUUUCUCUUCAUAAAACAUGCACUGAAGUACAGUGAGCAAUCCUGAUGUCAUUGGGGGUAAGGCAGUGAACAAAUUACUCCAAUUAAACUGGAUUCAUAUCACAGACUUAUCACAACCACCGCCGCAGUGAAAACACAGUCGUGUUCAAUGGGCUGAGAGGGGCUGCGAGGGCUCCUCCAAAUCUCCUUGUUGUUUUAUGCUUUUCUUCCACGGGGAUCAUGGGGAGGGAAAAAAUCCAAUUUGCCCAUUAAUCUCAUCUGGUCAGGGUCUCCGGACCUCCAGAUCCACCCGGGCCAGAUCAAAGAUGGAGGAAACCCUGUGUGACAGUGGUACAGAUUUCCCCGGGAGACUUCAAAAAGACUGCGAUAGAUAAUCCAAUUGAAAUGGACACAUCACCUUAAGGUGCCGCUUUGGGAGAAUCUGGGCCCAAUUUUUUCCUCUUCCUCAUUUUUUUUUUUCCUUUGUCCAUCAUUCCUGAGUUAUUAGUUAGACUGAGUGAUGGUUUGAAUAAGACUGUAAAAUAACAAUGCGUCACCCUUUGAGAAUCAGAAAUAUUUGGCACCUGUGCGUCAGAUGGGAAUGGCAAUGGGCGCUCACCUCUGAAGUAGCCCAGCCUAUAAUCCAAAGUUUUUUUAAAGGCCUUAAUCGACACAGAAGUUUGAACACACAGAAACAGAGAAGUUUACCCACAGACACUAUCUGGGGUGACAGGGGAAACUGUCCUGUGUGGGUGGACAAUGGAAACCAUCAUGUCAUUUAAUCAAAUCUGUGUCCGAAAUCCCGAAAUAUUUGACAAGUUAAAAAAAAAAAAAAAACUUCGUAACUUCGGGGAUGAAAAGUAACUCUUCUGCCAAGUUUGUGUCCCCUGAAUUUGAAUGUUAGCGGCCUUGUAGCUACCCCCCACCCCCACCGCGACCCCCUCCGGUGACCGGCCGUCAUUGGCUGAUGCCGCGGCACGGAAUCCUCCCAUGACCGGCUCCGUCCCUGAACGCGUCGGCGCUGCGCGAGUCCGAGCCGCGGAGCUCCGGUCUGGACGCGGGCCAGAGCCUGUCUGGUGUCAAACCAGCCUGAACAGAUACUCGCAGACAUCUCAUUCCUGAGCCGGGACUCUGCCCACCCCCCCUCGUGUAAAGCAAUUUAAACCUGAUAGGACAUCAUCUGCGUGUCUCCACUAAGAGUCUCCGCCGGACUCUCCCCCUCGCAGGCACUCAUCCGCCGCGCGCCCCGAGCCGCCUGCGCAUGGCUCCGUCCCGCAGACCUCCGUCCACCACUUGUCCCGUGGUGCAUUUUUAACCCAAGCUUGUCUUUUUUUUUCUCCCCCCCUUUAUUGAGCACGUUUGUGAUUUCUCUAAUGUUUCAUAGUUUUAUUUCAAAGGUGGAAAUGCUCCGUCCAGAUCCAUAAAGGACCAACCAAUGGUUAAUAUGAACUUAUUGCCAAGUGGAAUAUGUUUUUAUCUAUCCGUAGCAAUCUGCUGGCUGACGGCCGAGAUCGAUGCUUCCUGGUGCUUGCAGGCUUUCAGUCUCCCACCCAGUCUUUCAUCAUGUUGCUCUGCAGGUACAUGGGCAGCCUGGGCUCCCAGGUGAUGUGCGACAACAUCCCGGGUCUCGUGAACAAGCAGCGCCAGCUGUGCCGCCAGCACCCCCGAGUGAUGCAGGCCAUCGGUGCUGGGAUGAAGGACUGGAUAUCCGAGUGCCAGCAUCAGUUCCGCAGCCACCGCUGGAACUGCAACACCACGGCGAGGGACCACAACCUGUUCGGACGCCUGCUGCUGCGCAGCAGCCGCGAGGUAGCCUUUGUGUACGCCAUCUCCUCGGCCGGCGUGGUCUACACGUUGGCGCGAGCCUGCAGCCAAGGCGAGCUGGACUCCUGCUCCUGCGAUCCCACGAAGAAGGGCUCAUCGCGGGAUGCCAAGGGCUCCUUCGACUGGGGCGGCUGCAGUGACCACGUGGAGCACGCCAUGCACUUCAGCCAGGGCUUCGUGGACGCCAAGGAGAAGAAGGAGAGGGACGCCCGGGCACUCAUGAACCUGCACAACAAUCGGGCCGGCAGGAAGGCGGUGAGGCGCUUCAUGACUCUGGAGUGCAAGUGUCACGGCGUCAGCGGCUCGUGCAGCGUUCGAACCUGCUGGCUUGCCAUGGCUGACUUCCGACGCACCGGCGACCACCUACGGAAGCGGUACAACGGCGCGGUGCAGGUCGCCGUUAACCAGUACGGCACCGGAUUCACCGCAGCGCACGCACACUUCAAGCGGCCCAGCAAGAAUGACCUGGUGUACUUCGAGGACUCACCGGACUACUGCAUCCGGGACCACGAGUCAGGGUCGACGGGCACCGGAGGGCGGAUCUGCAACCGGACGUCCCGAGGGGUGGACAGCUGCGAGGUGAUGUGCUGCGGCCGGGGUUACGACACGUCGCGGGUCAGCCGGACCACCAAGUGCGAGUGCAAGUUCCACUGGUGCUGCGCCGUGCGCUGCCGCGACUGUCACCAGCAAGUCGACGUGCACACCUGCAAAGGCCAGACGUGACCUUGACGCCGCCGCCGCCGAACACUUCUGAGCGCUCACGCCGAGUCACGCCGCUGCCGCUUUGCAUGUCAUAGGUGACAGACGGAGGAAACACCCACUGAUCGCCUGUCAAUCAAACAGUAGGUAGUUUGGAUUUCUGUAGGAUGUUUUCUUUUAACGGCUGAUGACGCAGCUCCACAGCAGUUUAUUCCAAACAGCACAUCUCAUCUUUCGGUUUGAUGAUGAAUUUCCCAGACUGACGGUAGAUGGUAGGUUAAAUGCAGAGUAGUUAUCAGUGCGUGUAUUUAAAUUUUUUUAACUAAAAACAUAAUAUCAGUCUGGUUCCAUCCAGACCGAGAUUUCCUACAGCAGAAAUGAUCAGGUGUAGAAUUUGAUCUGGUGGAUCAAGUUCUUAGUCUUUCAAAAAAAGCGAUCCAGCCCUGAGGACUGACCAAAGAUAGCUUGAAAAUAUAUCUUAAGUUAUGUAAUCUAUUGUAGUGUUGUCAAAUCUGUUGCCAGGGCACCUCGUCCCCUCCUGUGUCGUCCUUUGAGAAUUUCAAGCUUUUUUGACAAUUUGAUGCAAAGCAGAACUAAAAUUCUGCAAACAAACCAGUCACCAACGUCAAAGACUCCAAGUGUCUUCACUGUCUGCUUGUUCUGAUGAUCGCAGGAUCAAUUCUCUCUCGCUUCACUUGGUAGGAUUAAAAUUCAUUUCUUUUUUUUAGUGGCACCUUCCAUUUUUAUCAGCAGCCGUCACUGCUGAGUGUUUUCCUUCAGUACGUUGUCAGUUUUUAAUUUUGAACUCUAUGAUGCACAUGAAUGACUUUUGUUCUCAUUAGAGGAGCAAAAAGAAAAAUGCCUGUUCGUGUCACCUAACACCAGAGUGUGAGGCGUCCACAUGCACCACGAUAGAACAUCUCUGUUCAAACAAAGGUUAUGCGACCAAUAGAUAGUUAAAACACUAUAAUGUAUUGGUAAUUGGUAAACAGAUACUGUAUGUGCUUUCAUAUUUGUUAACAGGAAGUGGGAGCCAACAGGAUAAUACAUGAGGACGUAGUAUGAAAUAAAAACGUCUUCAUAGACGUUAAAUGUGGCUGUGGCUGAACUCUUCAGUCUAAAGAAUCAAAUAUCUUUUUCUUUGCCAGUUAUCAGAGCAACGGAGUAUUUUGUUGGUUAAUAAGUACCGUAUACGUUGAAGUGUGGCUACAGUGUGAUUGACAGCUAGUACGGUCCAGGGCGAUCUGGAGCUGCAGGGUUUAAAUCCCUCUGUCGUCUGAACAGCUGCUGUAAAAAGCUUUAAGAUUUAUAUCACACAAAGUGAAGAGGGACGAUAUGUCAAGUGGUGACUUCGAUUGGAGUCUGUAACCUUGUGUGACAUGCACAACCAGAUACAGAAACGAGUUCAUCUUCCUUUAAACGCAGACACAGCUUGUUCAUAGUUAACUUAGAGAGCACAGUGUCUGUUUUUGUGUAAAUAGAAAUCAGAUCUUUAGUGUAUGUAGCCAUUAACCGACAGCAGGAUUGCACAUAUUACACCGUAAACCUAAUUGUUGUACCACUUCCUGCCGUGCGAGCAAAUCACAGCCGUCACACACUCUUCAGCUUCAACUAAGAGGUGACCUGUUCGUUUGUUUUCUACAUGUGCUCCGUUAGAGAAUAAAACAUUUUAAUAAUCUGUCCAGAAUCAUCGUACACAUCAAUAUCAAGAGCAUGGGAAAUUCAAGUUUAGUAGAAUCUUUUUUUUUUUUCUUUUACUACAAAUCAAGAAAUUGAACUGGUCAGUUCUAAAUACAGGCUAUUGUUGGAUUUUUGGAGGACCUGUAUUUUUUCUACCACACCUACUGUACCUGGAAUAGCAGAGAUAAUAUGUUUAAGUUUCUGAAAUGACGUAGUCUGAGAAGUAAACGACAGGUUAAGAGCCACUCUGGUCCUUUAGAAACAAACAGCAGCUAGUGGACGCAGGUUCAACUCUUCUUCUGACUGCGGAGAGACGUACGGUUGUGGAUAAAAAAAUCAUAAAUCCAGAUGUAUGAGGGAUAAGUGAAGGAUUCCACAGUCAACAGUCCAACACUCAAACUUACCUUGUUGUUUUCUGAUGAUCGGUGGUUUGUUUAGACACGGAGUGAAUCAAAGCGGCAGGAAGAAGCUGGCUUGCAGCAAUACACAAAAAGUCCUUUAUUGUAUUUUUUUGUCUUUUCACUUUUUUAAUGAUGGCAAUUUAUCACCUCUUUUUGUACAACAAAAGAACAGCUGUAAAUGAUUGAAAACCCCCCAAAAAAUGCAAACAUAUCAAAUAAAGUCAAAACCUAAUUCUGGA